This is a messenger RNA of Ilex paraguariensis (yerba mate), 1481 nucleotides long. NCBI's taxonomy places the organism in Eukaryota, Viridiplantae, Streptophyta, Magnoliopsida, Aquifoliales, Aquifoliaceae. The record is from the annotation of a GenBank genome assembly.
AUCUUAUAAUGCAAAUUAAUUACCAACAAAUCACCAACCAAACCAUCAAAAAACUCUGAGCUUCUCUUCAUUUCUGGUGUUGAAUUUUGGAUUUGAUCAUCAAACAAGACAAACCCAAGUUACAAAUUUGUUGAAAAUUCAAUAUGGAGAGCACAAGCACAAAGGUAGAGUUUAUGAAGCCAGUGCUCCUCAAAGCAGGACUUCCUCUAGCCAUUUCUGUGGCUGGUUUCAUUAUUGCUAGGAUCACAACAAGAAAAACUGCAGUUCCGAAAGCUUCAUCCCCAGAAAUUCAGUCAAAUAGUCGAAUAGUAGUCGAUCGUCCCGAGUAUGGGGAUGAAGAGAGCAUUCAUAGCCUUGAUUCAACAUUUCUAUCCUGUAUGGGGGAUGAAAAUAUUUUGGUAGACACCCUUUACAAGAAUUCGCUUGAAAGUUUGCAAAUUUCGAAUAGAUGUGAACUAGAAGACGAAAUUUUAGGCCUCAAAAGCCGAUUAGAAGAUCUUCAGGAGAGAGAAUGGGAAUUAGAGAGGCGAUUUCUUCAAUAUCAUGACUUGAAAGAUCAAGAAUUGGUGCUCAUGGAGCUACAUAACAAGUUGGUUUUGGAGAUAGCUAGAGUUGAGUUCUUUGGUAGGGAGGUAUCACUGAUGGAGGCAGAGAACAAGAGGCUUGAAGAAAUUGUCCGCGAAUAUGUGAAAGUUCUUGAGCAGCUUGAAUUCUCAAGAUUAGAAAAUGGAUUGCUUCACAAGAGGGUAAGAAAGUUUUUGAGAAAAUUGAAACAGAGUUUGUAUGUUAUAAGGGAACAUAAAUUGAAAAUUGAAGCUAGAGAAGCAGUGAGUUCAAGAAAUGAUGAGGAAUUAGAAAGAAAGGCAGCUACCAUCAAGGCUUUGGAGGGUGAAAAUAGGGAGCUGAAAACUGUUGUGGCGGGACUGCAGGAGGAGAAAAAUGAACUCCUGAACAGGGUUGAGUUGGCAGAAACAUCAGCUUCAUCAAAGAUUGAAGCAAAAGGGAUAACAGUGGAGGUUUACAAUCAGCUAGUUUGUGAACUAAAACAACUCCAAAAUGAUAGAUCAACUGAAGUUAAAGAACUGAUAUAUUUAAGGUGGUGCAAUGCUUGCUUGAGGCAUGAACUAACGAGGAUGAAUCAAGAACAACUGGAAGAGAGGAAGAACCAAUUGGAGCUGGAUUUCAGUGGAAGCAGAGAAAUUGAAGCUUUUGAAUUCGACCAUGAAUCGGAUGGUACCAUUUCGGGGCACGUUGAACCUUGCUUUGACUCGAAAAUUGGUCAUCAUACCCACGCUCAUUCAAAAAGGCGAAAUCUGAAGUUAAUUGAGAAGUUCAAGCAAUGGGUGGAAGGGAGUGAGAAGAGAAAACAGAAUUUAGAUGAGAAAGAGCAGCAUGAAUUCAAAUGUUUUGGAAAACAUUCUGUUUCUGAUAGUGCAAAGGAAGGACAUCUUCCACCAAGGAAGUCAUGUUCUAGUGCAUAA